Messenger RNA from Salvia miltiorrhiza (redroot sage), 1002 nucleotides. RefSeq names its product probable protein phosphatase 2C 8. Gene Ontology annotation, cellular component: cytosol; nucleus. The transcript has 3 exons. Bases 36 to 836 code for a protein of 266 amino acids. Lineage: Eukaryota; Viridiplantae; Streptophyta; Magnoliopsida; Lamiales; Lamiaceae. The record is from RefSeq and is a predicted model, not a curated record. Gene Ontology annotation, biological process: protein dephosphorylation. Gene Ontology annotation, molecular function: protein serine/threonine phosphatase activity.
AAGAGAUACAUGCCUCUCUCGCAAACAAAACAAUAAUGAUUAAAUCAUUUAAAGCAAGCCAUUCACAUGCAACAGAAAUGCGAAAGGGCUGCCGGAAAAGAGACGGAGAAGGGCCGUCGGAGAGCAGAAGCCGCCCCUUGAAAUAUGGAUACGUCUCCAUUCUGGGGCGGCGGAGAGUGAUGGAGGAUUCGGUGAUAGUGAUGCCGCCGCGGAGGUUACCCUGCGGCUACUCAUUUUUCGCAGCUCACGGCUGCGGCGGACCCAAGCUGGUGGAAACGUGCACCGACAAGCUGCAUCAGUGCUUGGAGAAGCGCAUGGCGGAGGCAGUGGAGGAGGAGGGGCUCGCUUGGGACAAAUUAGUGAUGGACUGCUUUACUUCUAUGUAUGAGGACUGGGGCGGCCUGCUCAAGUUCACGGCGGUGCUGGACCUGCCUGACAAGGACGAGAUGUUGCUCGUCAAUUGCGGUGGUUCCAGGGCGCUGCUUUGGACUGGUGGAGUGGCUCUGCCUUUGUGGACUCAGGCUGAUGAAGCGGAUGAGAGAGUUGAAGCUCUGAUCAUGAGUGAUGGUGAAUGUGUGAGAGGGUCGGCGCCUGAGGUUCGGGUGAUGAGGCGAAACGGCGACAGCUUCCUAAUUAUAGCGAAUGAUGGUCUGUGGAAUGUGGUUGAGAAACACACAGCUUGUGAGGUAGUGAGGGAGUGUCUUGCUGGCAAAAUAAAGAGCUGGCCUUCCGAAGGCGGCGACGGCGUAUCGCACGCCGCUGCAAUGCUAGCUGAGCUCGCAAUUGCUAAGGGCAGCAAAGACAACAUCACCAUCGUUCUUCUACACCUCAACUAAACACUACUCAUGUCGCCAAAUCUUAUCUUACAUUUGUAAGACUGUUUUUGUGUGUGUGUGUGUGUUUGUGUUUGUGUUUGUGUUUGUGUGUGUGGACUUUUCUUUUCAUAUUGUAUACUUGUUUUUAUGAAACGAUAUCACUAAGCCUAACAUAUAUUUUGUGCUA